Oppiella nova is the source of this 822-nucleotide messenger RNA. Lineage: Eukaryota; Metazoa; Arthropoda; Arachnida; Sarcoptiformes; Oppiidae. The record is from the annotation of a GenBank genome assembly.
CAUUACUCGGGCAAUAGACCAAUAUUGGACAUAAGUGACCCAGAUCUAGUCAAAUCAAUAUUAGUUACCGACUUUCAUGUAUUCUCGCAGCGCUCAGGCAAUCGGGAUGCCGUCCAAUACGUGCAGUCAAUGCUUAUGCUAUUUCACAACCAACCCAAUUGGCGCACCGUUAGGUCGAUGUACGCACCCAUGUAUAGCACCACAAAAACCAGGAGACUAUAUCCCAUGUAUAAGGAAUGCAUCAGUCGUUUGAUGGAUGAAAUGGCAAUAAAUUGUAUCAAAAAGAGCCUGGAUGUCAAAGCACUUUAUUUGUCGUUUAUGAUGGACGUCAUAGUAACCACGGUGUUUGACACGCAUACUAACUGUUAUGGUCCCGGUGCCGCUCAUAACCCUUUUAUGGCAAAUGCCAAUGCUUUUCUCGGUAGGAGUAUUAAGCGUGAAUUGGCCCUGAACAAAUCAAUAAUUUCAGACAUGAACGACUGUAAAGUAGAUUUAUCCGAUACAAACUCACCAGAGAACAAGCUAAUUGGUUUAGCCAUGUUGAGUUUUGUGGGUGGCUACGAUCCAAUCGCUAGCACAUUAGCAUUUUGUUCGCACGAAUUGGCACACAAUCCUGAUGUUCAAGAACAAUUUAUGGCAGAGAAUGUAGGAAAAAUAAGCUCGCACACAUAUUUCCCAUUUGGAUUAGGUCCCCUAAUAUGUCCUGGUAAUAAAUACGCCCUGGUUAUUACUAAGUUGUGUUUGGCGCACGUUAUCCGAAAGUAUCGAUUCUUGCCAAUACCCCAACGUCCAAAUGUAUCGCUCGACUCCGAAAGUGAUAUA